This is a messenger RNA of Lepus europaeus (European hare), 2477 nucleotides long. RefSeq names its product ATP binding cassette subfamily F member 3 (gene ABCF3). The transcript is spliced from 21 exons. Bases 71 to 2200 code for a protein of 709 amino acids. NCBI's taxonomy places the organism in Eukaryota, Metazoa, Chordata, Mammalia, Lagomorpha, Leporidae. The record is from RefSeq and is a predicted model, not a curated record. Gene Ontology annotation, molecular function: ATP hydrolysis activity; ATP binding.
GGGGAAGGGUAGGGGGCGGGUCUACGCCGAGGUCUCAAGGCGACUGCGCGUACGGGAUUCCUGCUGGAACAUGGCGACUUGCGCCGAGAUCUUGCGGAGCGAGUUCCCGGAAAUUGACGGACAGGUCUUCGACUACGUGACGGGCGUCCUGCACAGCGGCAGCGCGGAUUUCGAGUCUGUGGAUGACCUGGUGGAAGCUGUCGGGGAACUGUUGCAGGAGGUGUCCGGGGACAGCAAGGAUGACGCGGGCAUCAGGGCCGUGUGCCAGCGCAUGUACAACACUCUGCGCCUCGCCGAGCCACAGAGUCAAGGAAACAGCCAGGUGCGACUGGAUACCCCCAUCCAGUUGUCAAAGAUAACGGAGAACUACGACUGUGACCCCAAACUUCCAGGACUGCUGAAGAGGGAGCAGUCCUCGACGGUAAACGCAAAGAAGCUGGAGAAGGCGGAAGCACGGCUGAAGGCGAAGCAGGAGAAGCGCUCAGAGAAGGACGCCCUCAAGACCUGCGGCCCUCUAGUCCUGGAAGAGGCGUCGGCCAGCCAGGCGGGCAGCAGGAAGGAGAGCCGGCUGGAGUCCUCCGGCAAGAACAAGUCCUACGACGUGCGGAUCGAGAACUUCGAUGUGUCUUUUGGUGAUAGGGUACUGCUGGCUGGAGCCGACGUGAACCUGGCGUGGGGCCGCCGCUAUGGGCUGGUGGGGCGGAAUGGUCUAGGGAAGACAACCCUGCUGAAGAUGCUGGCCACCCGGAGCCUGCGGGUUCCAGCCCACAUUUCCCUGCUGCACGUAGAGCAGGAGGUUGCGGGAGACGACACCCCUGCCCUGCAGAGCGUGCUGGAGAGUGACAGCGUGCGGGAGGACCUGCUGCGGCGCGAGCAGGAGCUCAGCAGCCAGAUUGCAGCUGGCAGGGCGGAAGGCUCUGAAGCUGCACAGCUGGCAGAAAUCUAUGCUAAACUGGAAGAGAUUGAGGCAGACAAGGCACCUGCCAGGGCAUCGGUCAUUCUUGCUGGGCUUGGCUUCACUCCUAAAAUGCAGCAGCAGCCCACCCGGGAGUUCUCGGGUGGCUGGAGGAUGAGACUGGCCCUAGCCCGGGCCCUGUUUGCUAGGCCGGAUCUUCUGCUGUUAGAUGAACCCACAAACAUGCUGGAUGUGAGGGCCAUCCUGUGGCUGGAGAACUACUUGCAGACGUGGCCCUCCACAAUCCUAGUCGUCUCCCAUGACCGCAACUUCCUGAACGCCAUCGCCACAGACAUCAUCCACCUGCACAGCCAGAGGUUAGACGGUUACCGCGGCGACUUCGAGACCUUCAUCAAGAGCAAGCAGGAGCGGCUGCUCAACCAGCAGCGGGAGUACGAGGCCCAGCAGCAGUACCGCCAGCACAUCCAGGUUUUCAUUGAUCGCUUUCGCUACAACGCCAACAGGGCCUCUCAAGUGCAGAGUAAACUCAAGAUGCUGGAGAAGCUACCGGAGCUGAAACCCGUGGACAAGGAGUCAGAGGUCGUGAUGAAGUUUCCUGACGGGUUUGAAAAGUUCUCCCCGCCGAUCCUGCAGCUAGAUGAGGUGGAUUUCUACUACGACCCUAAGCACAUCGUCUUCAGCCGUCUCUCCGUCUCCGCUGAUCUCGAGUCCCGCAUCUGUGUGGUUGGGGAGAAUGGAGCUGGGAAGUCCACCAUGCUGAAGCUGCUCAUGGGGGACCUGGCACCCAUCCGAGGCAUCAGACACGCUCACAGGAAUCUGAAGAUUGGUUAUUUCAGCCAGCACCACGUGGAGCAGCUGGACCUGAACGUCAGUGCUGUGGAACUGCUGGCGCGCAAAUUUCCAGGGCGGCCUGAGGAGGAGUAUCGCCACCAGCUGGGCCGGUACGGCAUCUCUGGAGAACUGGCCAUGCGCCCUGUUGCCAGCUUGUCUGGGGGCCAGAAGAGCCGGGUGGCCUUUGCGCAGAUGACCAUGCCCUGCCCCAACUUCUACAUUCUGGACGAGCCCACAAACCACCUGGACAUGGAGACGAUCGAGGCUCUGGGCCGCGCGCUCAACAGCUUCAGGGGUGGCGUGAUUCUGGUGUCCCACAACGAGCGCUUCAUCCGGCUGGUGUGCCGGGAAUUGUGGGUGUGCGAAGGAGGCGGCGUCACCCGGGUUGAAGGGGGGUUUGACCAGUACCGAGCCCUCCUCCAGGAACAGUUCCGCCGGGAGGGUUUCCUCUAAAGCCGCCAGGCUGAGGACCGUGCCCAGGACAUGGACUGGUACGCCAGACCCCUGGGUCACCACCAAGGCCACCAACUCCAGGCCACGGACUUCCCCCAGUGGGACAGCCUUACCCCCAAAUCGCUCUCCUGUUGACUGGAGUGCCCGCUGUACGGCGUGGAGGACUGGUCUCCCUGGGGAAGGGUCGGGGCUGCCCUCUGGGGUUAGAGUUCCCCUGGUCCCUGCUCUGACCGGGCCCAGGUGGCUGCUAUGUAAAUUAAACCCCCCUGGCAUCUCC